Knipowitschia caucasica is the source of this 1221-nucleotide messenger RNA. NCBI's taxonomy places the organism in Eukaryota, Metazoa, Chordata, Actinopteri, Gobiiformes, Gobiidae. The record is from the annotation of a GenBank genome assembly.
AUGUGCAGGAUGAGAGCGCAGUUGCGGGAGAUGGUGCGGCUGCGGCUGGACGCGGCGGCGGAGGAAAUCUGCGUGAUGUUCGAGGCGAUUUUAACCGAAUAUGACCGAGAAGUUCACAGACUCACCGAGAGGGGACCGGGAUCUGAGCCCCGGAAGAGUGGAGCAAAGGAGCCCGGGGGAGAGAGCCCCACUGCGGACACAGCUCCUGACCAUUACAGCUAUGACAUCUCCAGACCCACAGAGCCGGUCCAGACUGGUAUAGGCAGGUCCAGACCCUUUGAGGAGGUUCAGACCGGUCCAGACAGGUCCAGACCCAUGGAGCUGUUCAUCAAACAGGAGCCAGAGGAUCCAGAAGAACAGACUGAGAUCCUCCAGGUCAAGUUUCAGACCGGACCUCCGUCCCCAGGAGCAAUGGACCUCAGCACAGCACCACACGCUCUGGUAGAAGGCGUGAGGAGGAAGCCGCACAUUUGUCCCAUCUGCAGUAAAGCCUACAGCUGGAGAUCCCACCUGGAGAUCCACCUCCGCGUCCACACUGGAGAGAAACCUUUCGGUUGCUCAGUCUGCGGAAAACUGUUCUCCAAGAAAUUGUACUUGGUCACUCAUCUGAGACGGCACACAGGAGAGAAACCUUUCAGCUGUUCCAUCUGUCAUGAUCGCUUCAUCUCCAAGGACAGUGUGGUGAAGCACAUGAUGGUGCUGCACCCAUCGCUCUGUGCGUCGGAGCAGCGCGCCAAACACGUGUGCUCACAGUGCGCUAAAGUCUUCACAUCACGCUCUCACCUGGAGAUGCACCUGCGCGUGCACACCGGCGAGAAACCUUUCAGCUGUUCAGAGUGCGGGCAGAGCUUCAGUCAGAAGGCCACGCUGCUGGGUCAUAUGACGCGGCACACUGGUGAGAGGCCUUUCAGCUGUUCAGUCUGUGAGAAAACCUUCAGACAGAAGAACCACCUUCGGAAGCACUUCAACACACAUCUGCGGAGGCUGCAAAAAGACUCACAGGGCUCCUCACUGCAACAUGGUCCCUACUCCUCCUCACGGCUGGAGGGUUCCUCUUCCUCACAACUUCAGAGCUUCCCCUCCACACUGCAACAGCCCCCGUCCUCCUCUGUGCGGCUGGGGCCGGAACAGUUGCAGGUGCUUCAGGGAGACUCACCGCUGCAGGGUCCCUCACAGUUACUGGGUUCGUUCAGCGAAGAUUCGUUCGACUUUAGUGCUUAG